GCCUACUUUAUUGACCACGCCCAUAUUGAACAUUGAAAGAGAGGAAGAACAUGAAUUUCAUUCUAAUUCUUGUCUUACUGAUAGAACUUGGUUUUUCUAAUGAUUUGUUUACUGAUGAAUGGGCACCUUCUUCAUCGAUUUCUGACAUUGAUUUCGACUCUUCCUCCACUCUUGAUAGCAUUACAAUAACCAAUCAUGUGACCACUACUGAUAUUGAGCCAUCGAGUCAUGUGACCGAUACCGAAAGUCACAUGACAAGCUGCCUACCUACUUCAAGUGAUGCUACUAAUACAUCUAAAACCUCUAAGAGUAUUAGAACUGCUGCUUCAGUAUCAGAGGGAGUAUCCACAGUACACAGUCGAUCUUCACAUUCUAUUCCUCCCAGUGGUACGCCCACGUCUCCAACUUUAUCACUGGAGUCUAGAUUAGUCCUGUAUAUCACCAUACCUCCAUUGGUCCUACUAGUCAUUGUUGUCAUUAUUGCUUCCUUGAUACUCUGUUACAGAAGAUAUAGAAAAAUGAAGAACAUCAGACUCCAUUUAAUGCCCCUGCACAAUCUUGAUGGGAGUGAUGAUGAAUAUGAAGAGGAUGAAGACGAAGACGUGGAGGAUGCAUUGGACAACGAACCAUCAUUCACUAUUUCAUCUGAUUCAAGGCAACCAAUACUUCAGUUUUCUGACAUGAAUUGAAGAAAAAUCAACAUUUAAAAAUCACAUCCACAAUAAUAAUUAUUAUUAUCGUUGCUGUAUUAUUUGUAGCUAUAGUUAAUAUCGUAGAGACUACAGUGUGAAUACAGGUCUUAAUGUGUGCGUGUGUGUUAUUAUAAAUUUUUUAUUUCUUAUUGGCUGGUGUCCGUAUUAUUGAUUUAUUCAUUAAUUUAAUUAUUAUCUCAGUAUAACACAGUACACCUCAGUA
This is a messenger RNA of Amphimedon queenslandica, 915 nucleotides long. RefSeq lists its product as uncharacterized. Lineage: Eukaryota; Metazoa; Porifera; Demospongiae; Haplosclerida; Niphatidae. The transcript is spliced from 4 exons. The record is from RefSeq and is a predicted model, not a curated record. Bases 51 to 689 code for a protein of 212 amino acids.